Messenger RNA from Rhodamnia argentea, 1513 nucleotides. RefSeq names its product TLC domain-containing protein 4-B-like. Gene Ontology annotation, cellular component: membrane; endoplasmic reticulum. Bases 444 to 1247 code for a protein of 267 amino acids. The record is from RefSeq and is a predicted model, not a curated record. Lineage: Eukaryota; Viridiplantae; Streptophyta; Magnoliopsida; Myrtales; Myrtaceae. The transcript is spliced from 9 exons. Gene Ontology annotation, biological process: lipid homeostasis.
CCGAUGAUCUCCGUGAUCGCUUGUGCAUGUUUGUGAGCAGUCUCUUGCUUGUUUCGCCGUCGUUUUGAAUUUUCGCCUUCUUGAACCGGCUGGAACCUGAAGAAAGCUUUUGUGCGUCUCUGUGUGCGUGCCUGUGCGUGGUUGAGUUGCGGUUUUCUUUUGGCAUUCGGAUGGGCGUCUUGUGUUGUGUGAGCCGUCGGCCGUACUGGUUCGAUCAGUAAUGGCCGGAGUGACAUUGGAUUUGCUCUGUACUGAGUUGAUUAUCAUGACAGUAAUCGGCCUUCGAAGGAACAAUGCGGUGUGCUCGAUGUUGCUUAAUUUCGGAACGUUGAAGCAUGCGAAUUUUUAGAGAAACUUAGACAAAGAGGAUAGAAGAAUAAAGCAGCGGAGAUAGUCUGGUUGGCACAGAAUUUGACGUGUUUCUGGACGGAAAAAGCAGAGCAAUGGCAGUUAGUUAUUACCAAAAUCAGGCUGAACAUCUACUGAGGGAGUAUAUGCUUGCAGAUCCUUUUGUUCCUUACACAUCUGUUGUUGGUGGGAUUCUUGGUUGCAAAAUGGUCUAUGACCUCACGCAGUUAAUUAGUGCGCUGAAUUUCAAGAGCUAUCCAAGCCUUUCAUACAUGCAGCGCGUUGAGUGGAAUAAUCGGGCCAUAUCAACUGUCCAUGCGAUUUUCAUCACUGCUCUGUCGCUAUAUUUGGUGUUCUGGUCAGAUAUGUAUGCUGAUUACCAACUUAAUGACCUCAUUACAUUUCGAAGUUCUUCACUGUCCACUUCAAUACUAGGGAUUUCUGUUGGAUACUUUCUCACCGAUCUUGGGAUGAUAUUCUGGUUUUAUCCAUCGCUAGGUGGCAUGGAGUAUGUAAUUCAUCAUAUCCUAUCAAUAGUAUCAUUGGCAUAUGCUAUGUUAACCAGUGAGGGACAACUCUAUACCUUUAUGGUUCUCAUCUCUGAGACGACAACCCCUGGAAUCAAUUUGAGAUGGUACCUUGACAUGGCUGGAAUGAAGAAGUCUAAAGCAUAUCUUAUCAAUGGUGUUGUCAUAUUCUUAUCUUGGCUGGUUGCCAGAAUUCUCCUGUUUCUCUACUUGUUUUACCAUGUCUACUUGCACUUAGACCAGGUCAACCAGAUGCAUGCAUUUGGGAAACUCUUGGCGUUUGUUGUACCAUUGGUGCUAACUGUGAUGAACUUAUUGUGGUUCGGGAAGAUCAUCAAGGGAUUGAAGAAGACUAUAUCAAAGAGGCAGUAAAAGGUGUGUAAGGUAUUCUGCUGGUCUGUCCAUUAGAGAGAAAUAGUUGAUCAACUCAUGUUUGACUUUCCCUUGUGUAAAAAAAGUGGGGGAAAGAUGAAAAAGUUCAGGACCCCUUAGGUUAGAUGGAGAAAUUUGGACAAUGGACUUGCUUGUAACAGCAUCUCCGGUGUUUGAAUUUUUAUCAUCUGGUUGCAUCCCGAGCUCCACUCCUAAAUUAGAUGUAUAUAGACUGUAAAGUGCAUAUAUAUCUCGAUUUGAAUGGA